Messenger RNA from Gongylonema pulchrum, 348 nucleotides. Lineage: Eukaryota; Metazoa; Nematoda; Chromadorea; Rhabditida; Gongylonematidae. The record is from the annotation of a GenBank genome assembly.
AUGCCAGUGCUUUACGAGGAUGGUAUUUUCGAUUUGCGAUUUGUUCCUCACUUCUCACCACAAAUUGAACCUUAUAUUUGGCCAAUUUUGCCACUGGGCGAGCAUAUGUCCGGCAUGGCUUAUAUUAUGUUUACCUCUCCCUCUUUUUGGUUUGCAUUUUUGCUCAUCCCGAUCAUUACACUAUUCACCGACUUCACCAUCAAAGCAAUUAGGGUGAAUUUUGCGCCAACACCACGUGAACUUGCUUGCCUGCAUGAGCGAUCGAAAGAAAAGCUUAGCGGAAAAAACGUGGAAUUAGCUGGGUACUUUUUUGAAUUUUCGUUGGCUGUUUUUUUAAUCUGUUAUUAA